UCGCCUCGCCCUCGCCGAUUACCAGUUCACCACGCCCGCGCGCACACGGAGACCGAGGCCGCGAAAACCCUAGCGCCUUCGUCUACCUCCAGCUCGUCGCGCGCGGCGGAUGGUGAUGAGCUCGCGCUCCCUCAGGGCUCGCGACUAGGGUUCUCUUCUCACUCCAUCGCUAGCGGCGGCUCAGAUUGGGAGGUAUUCCGGUGUUUUUUUGGUGCUAAAUUUUGCCCCCCGUAUUGGUGUUUUGCAGGUGACGCGACGCUGCGAUUGAGGUCGGCGCCGGUGGCCGUGGAUCGCGGCGCGAUGGAGCUGGAGGGGGAUCCGAGGCUGGUCGGCGUUGCGUUGGGGGAGUACUUGACGGAUGGGGAGGAGGUGAUGGUGGUGGGAGGGGCGGGGGAGGUGGCCGUGGCGGCCCGUGUGGUGAAGGUGGAUGGGGGGAAGGUUGUGGUGGCCAUGGAUGAGGAUGCCGCUGCAGGAGGUGGCGUCGGAGUCGGAGUGGUGAGCGAUUUGCUGUACGCGACGGGAUCGGCGGCAGUGGGUGAAGGAUACGGGGGUGAGUGUACUGACAACAUGCAGGAGCUGCUGGAUGGAGGUGGUGCAGAGGAGAGGAUGUUGGGAGUGGAACUCGGUGGCUUUCGUGGUGAGGCAGGGUGGACGCUUAUGCCGGUAGGAGAUGCUGCUAUAGAGACUUCAGAGGAAAUGUCUGAUCCUGUCACACUGCAAUACUCUGAAACAGGGCUCACAGGGGAUGAUCAGCGUGCCAAAUACCGCCUCCCUCCUCUUGACGGAUAUGGUUUUCGAGCAUCUGGUCUUGUGUGGAGUAAAUUGAAAGGUCAUCCUUGGUGGCCUGGUGAGAUAUUUGAUACUUCAGAUGCAUCUGAGUUGGCACUGAAACACCAGAAGAAGAAGGGCAGUCAUUUGGUAGCAUAUUUCGGUAGCAAUACUUUUGCAUGGUGUGAUGAAUCCCAGUUGAAGCCUUUCAUGUCAAACUAUUCUCAAAUGGCGAAUCAGAGCAAUUCUGAUGCCUUCAUUAGUUCAGUUAACCUUGCUCUUGAAGAAAUCUCAAGGCGGAUAUUGUCAGGGAUGUGUUGCUUUUGUCUUCCAGAAGAUCUCUCUGACAAUUGCAUGUCUUACAUGGUUGAGAAUUCUGGGCUCAGGGAUGGAGUUACUUGCUCUAAAGUUACACGGUCAGAGAUCUUGGAAUGUUUCAAUGCAGAAAAUUUUCUAAGUUAUCUCAGGUCAUUGGCUCUGUUCCCUGGUCAAGGAGGUGAGCUGCUGGAUUUAGUGAUAGCAUGCUCUCAACUUACAUCUUUCUUUCAAUCUAAGGGAUGCCAUGAACUUGCAUCAUUUGGAAGUGGCAGUGAGUUGGUUGAUGAUGGCAUGGACUCUUCUUCCACCAAGAAUGUCUUGUUGCCAGAAGCUGUCACCUAUGAACAGAAACCUAGUGAAGGUAAGCCCAAAAGACGUAGGAUAAAAACUUGUGUUAAAAAACCUCAGAAUGAUUUAGAGUUGACAGAGGAAAAUCCCAUAUCCAGUUUGAACAAUGAGUGCACUUUUGUUGAUUGCAUGGGCUUGAACAUCAUUGGGAAAGUUAAAGGGAAGAGAAGUGAAAAGAGGAGAAAAUAUGUGCCUUCUCCUGAGGUACAUACAACUGAUCAUGGGCAGGACGACUCCUGGUCUGGAUUCUGUUUAAACAAUGAUCCAACUGAUACCCUCGGGGAAGCAAGUGCCAAAAUGAGGCCAAGACGUAAGCAGAGAUCAUCGAAAGAAACAUGUGCACCUUCAUCAGAUCUCUCUUCCCAUGUACCACCUCUGCAACUUGGAUUGCUUGGUCCUAAGAAACAGAUACAACUGAUAGAAAGAUAAAUUAUCCAUGCCGAUGAACAGAGAAUUGAUGAGAUCAUGCCCUCCGCACUUGUUUUGAGUUUUGGCAGAUCAGCUGCUCUUCCCUCAAAAUUGGAUCUUAUUAGGUUGUUCAGUCGCUAUGGACCUCUGAAAGAAAAUGAGACUGAAGUUCACCAGAACACGAAUACUGUUAAAGUUGCCUUCAAGAGACGUUUUGAUGCUGCAAACGCUUUCAGUGUUGUUGGCAAGUAUAGCUAUUUUGGACCUUCGCUUUGUAGUUUUCGGCUUGUAAAUUUGCCAUUUUCCCUAUCCAAGUUAAGCCCUGAAGAUCCUGGCACGGAGGUUCCUGCUUGUAGGGAGUCUGGAGUGGAUAUUGUGCAUGUUGGCAUCAUCAGCAAAGUUGAUAAAGCUCAAAAUCUGUAGAGAAAGCAUCAGCGUUUGAUAUGGUCGAUCCAGCAGGGCGAGCUAACAAAAUUGUAGGUGAGGGCACGGCUGAAGAAUCAGAUGAGAAAAUCAGUUAGCUUUUCUUCCAUUAAAACUUGUUUAUAUUCAGGUUUGUCUGCUAGAUGAAAGUGUUGUCUCAUCCGGGUGAUGCAUUUUGUAUAGAAAACGGGAAUCCGACACUAGUAUUAAAAUGUUAGUCUUCAGUAACUAGAGCAUGUAUAUAGUCAUGCUUUUUCUGUACAAACUUAAGGUAAACCACUGUCCGUUUAUGGCAAUUAGAUAUCCUUCUGACCAUAUUAAGAUUAAAUCAAGUAGGGGAACCCUUGGUUGUUUACACUAUUCAUGAUCAGCUUUGGGAGCUUUUGGGCAAGCUACUGAGAUGUAACUUGUGUUACUUGUCGUCUAUGAUAAGAGAAUGCACUGUCUAA
Oryza sativa Japonica Group (Japanese rice) is the source of this 2714-nucleotide messenger RNA. NCBI's taxonomy places the organism in Eukaryota, Viridiplantae, Streptophyta, Magnoliopsida, Poales, Poaceae. The record is from RefSeq and is a predicted model, not a curated record.